Messenger RNA from Linum tenue, 2515 nucleotides. The record is from the annotation of a GenBank genome assembly. Lineage: Eukaryota; Viridiplantae; Streptophyta; Magnoliopsida; Malpighiales; Linaceae.
CCUAAAAUUAUAAAACAAAAAAUCUCCUAUUUCCCCAAUUAACCCGACCCUUUUUACUUAUCGGUUCACCGAAGAUUCACUCCGAGAAAGCAAUUUGCUCCCUCAGAGAAACAAACAACCAUGGAUUUUGACGAGAUCGAGUAUCUGGAGAAGACCGUCGAAGAAGCGGAGGGUGGAGACGGGAGCGCCAAGAAGAGCAAGCGCGAAGGCGCGGAGAAGACCGAGCGGAGUUACAGAAAGCGGGAUACCGCCGACGAGGACGCGACGGCGAGCCGGAAGAGAUCGAGAGGCGGCGACGAUGAGAAGAACGGGAGGGAGAAGGAUCGACACCGCAGCGACAGGGACAGAGAUAGAGAGAAGGAUAGAGAUAAGGAGAAGGAGAGGAGGGAAAGGAGGGAUAAGGGGCGAGAGGAAGGAAGGGACAAGAGGGAGAGGAGUAGAAGCGAGAGCAAGAGCAGGAGGGAAAGAAGCCGAAGCAGGAGCAAUUCAAGGAGGGAAAGAAGCAGGAGUCGGUACAGUGAUCGGGAGAAGGAAGUGCGGGAGAGAGAAAGGGAAGUUGAGCUGCGAGACAGCGGUAGCAGGUUUCUCUCUGUCACCAUAGGCUUACACGUACUUUGGGAACUAUGAGGUUACCUGACUUGACUGCUUAAACUUGGGUCUCCAUUUAAGAAAGUGUAGACCCAAAUAGAUGUUUCACAUUCUGCAGCUGUGUCGGGAAUGGUUAUCGGCUGGCUAUGGCUAUUUUAUUGUGCCUAUGCAGGCUCAACUACUGUGGCUGUAUUCUUAUUAUUCCUUGGAGCUGUUUUUUUUUUUUUUUGGUGACAGGAGGGUUAAAGAUAAGAAAGAAGUUGUGGAGCCUGAAGCUGACCCUGAGAGGGAUCAGAGAACUGUAUUUGCCUAUCAGAUGCCUUUGAAGGCUAUGGAGAGAGAUGUGUAUGAGUUCUUCUCCAAGGCAGGCAAGGUCAGGGAUGUUAGAUUGAUAAUGGACAGGAACUCAAGGAGAUCAAAAGGAGUUGGGUAUAUCGAGUUUUAUGACGUGAUGUCUGUUCCAAUGGCAAUAGCUCUUUCUGGCCAGCCACUUUUUGGACAACCUGUGAUGGUGAAACCUUCCGAGGCUGAAAAGAAUCUUGUUCAGUCAAAUGCUACAGGUGCAGCUACUGGCCCCUAUGGACCUGUGGACAGGAAACUAUAUGUCGGCAAUUUGCACUUCAACAUGACAGAAAUGCAGCUGAGACAGCUUUUUGAGCCAUUCGGAACUGUGGAGCUUGUUCAGCUGCCCCUUGACCUUGAAACAGGACAGUGCAAAGGAUUUGGGUUUGUUCAAUUUGCUCAAGUUGAAAGUGCAAAGGAAGCACAGACACAUUUAAAUGGGAAGUUGGAGAUUGCUGGUCGGACCUUGAAGGUUUCCUCUGUCACAGAACAUGGAGGGCAGCAAGAUCCUGGGGCUAAGUCUGCUGACUUUGAUGACGAUGAUGGUGGUGGUUUGUCCUUAAAUGCUCAAUCGAGAGCAAUGCUCAUGCAGAAGCUGGAUCGCUCUGGCAUUGCCACAAGUAUCUCUGGCUCCCUUGGGGUGACUAUGCUUAAUGGCUCUGCUCAAAAUUCACAAACCAUGGCCUUGCAAGUGAACGGUCAUCCAGCACUUGGAGGAGCUCUUCCAGUGCAUGUCCUACCUUCUCCAGCCUAUGAAUCUAUUGGAAACCCCAGUGAGUGCUUACUGUUGAAAAACAUGUUUGAUCCUUCCACCGAGACUGAACCAGAUUUUGAUGUGGACAUAAAGGACGAUGUUGAAGAAGAAUGUUCAAAAUAUGGUCUCGUGAAACAUAUAUAUGUUGAGAAGAAUAGUGCAGGGUUUGUGUAUUUACGGUUCGAUACCGUGGAAGCAGCCGCCAGAGCUCAGGCUGCAAUGCAUAUGAGGUGGUUUGCUCGACGAUCAAUCUCGGCAACUUUCAUGCCGCCCCAUGAAUAUGAAGCCAAGUUCCCCAACAGCCACUAGGAGAAUGAAGUGCUCUCUAUCUUCGAUGCUGAAGCAUUGCAAACCCCAGGGGAGAAUUGCUUGCUUAUCGGCCUCGGAUGUACUAUGGAGACUGAUGCUGAGUUUGUACCCUAAUACAAUACUAGUGAUAUAUAGUAGUUUUGUACUGUAGAAAGCGAAUCAAGUUAUCUCUUCCAUUCAGUGCCAUGGUAUUGGUACCGGCGAAGACUGUUGUGCAAGUCAUGUUCUGCUUACCUUGCCUAGCUUGAAUGUCAAAAUUUGGGGCUCUCGUAGUCGUGGAUAGGAUUUUAAAGGUUUUUUUUGGCGGGAGAGCUAUGGGGGUUUUACAUAGCAACGCGAUAAAGAUUCUGAAGUCUAGUCAUUCUUACGAUCUCACGUCUUACUGUUUCCUAAAGACGUUGAGGUAUCUCAAUUUCUUACCCACUGCUGUUCGCGAGGAUUCGUAAUUUUGGGAAUGAAAGUCGCAUAUUUAUAAGUAAAGGUUUAGGAAACCGUACCGGCUGGUUGGACCGAAAAACUCGG